CCACUACAUAGAGCGCCUUUAGCGCCAGCAGUUGUUCUGCCAUGGGCUCAAAGCCAUGCCUGAGAGAACAGCGGCAGGCGACAAAGGUGCAGCUGCUGACCGCGCUUCCUCUGGUAUUCUGCUAGAGGUUGCUCAUGGAUUUGGGUCGCAUGCUGGCAAGAUCCGUGAUGCACUGCUCUUUGGAGACAUCGCCGGGCAAUACUUGGCGCAUGUGGUCGGUCGGCAAUUGGUCUUCCGAAAUCUCUUGGGGGGUGAGGUUGGCUUUGCAGCAGAGAAAGGGGACAUUCAGGUGAUCACGGCCUGUGCUGCCUCGCGAGACCGAUCCUUCUUGGCCGUGUGCCGCAGUGCCAUGGAACGUUGUAGCAUCUCCAUCUAUGAGUUGGGACCCCAUGCCACCAAUCGGCCAGUGCAGACGCUGGAGGAAUUGCAUGGGCGCGAUGGCCCCGUGGGUCCCUUGAGUGCAGUGGCCUUCUCCUCUGCUUCAAUCGCUAGUGGAGUGGCGGAGGAUUCCAAUUGCAGGCUUUGCGUGUCCUCCACAGGGCACUACGCACAGAUCAUCGUCUUGGAUUGGAGACUCAAUGAGGUCAUUGGCCGCUUUAUGAUUGAAGAGCCUCUCACGCGGAUCGCUUUCAGUACUCUGGACUCAGAUAUUAUUUCCGGCACUGGGCCAAACACCUUCGAGCUCUGGCUGUUGAAGGACUUCACCUCCUCUCCGGAGGAGUCAGAGAAGCUGGAAUCCAAGGAGAUGAUAACGCUGCAGCCAGUUGAAGAGCUUGUUGAUCACUUCGCUGCCACUUUUAUGGAUCAUGCGUGGCUCCAGCCGGCGAACGGCGCGCUAGCAAUCUGCACAGAGCAGGGAGCUGUGGACAUCAUCUCCAGUGGCCUUGAUGUGGAGGAUGUAGAAGCCAGAGCUCACGCAGAUGUGGAUCCAGUUCCAUACUUCGUUUGCCACAUCGAAUGUCCAUUUGGCCAAGUGCUUGCCGGGCUACCUGCCUCCUGCAUUCAGUCUUUUGCGGGUGGCUUUGUCGUGGCCGGAGCGCAAAGUCACAUCGCUGUAUGGCGCAUGGAGGCGGAUGAGGGUGAAGCGCAUGACGACCUGCUGGGCGGGCCAUCCUACAAGCAUGACUGCACAGCUUGCUUGGCCUUGGGUGCAGGCUCAGCAGUGGCCGAGCUGGACUUGGUCGGGAGCCGCGACGAGGUCUAUGCCGCUGUUGGCUUUGAAAACGCCUAUAUCACCCACUUCCGCCUGGGUAUAUUGCGUGCUGGAGAUGUUGUGCCAUCUUCGCCAGUUGAGGACCUACCACUCAUUGGGGGAGGCUGCCACUCAGGCCCCGUGUCCAAUCUAGACAUUGCCGUGCAGCGACCGAUUGUGGUCUCCGCCUGCAGCCAAGAUGGGACCAUUCGAGUUUGGGAUUACCAAGCUGGCGAGUGCAGCCUUUGCUGGCAAGCCACAGAAGAACUGACCAGUCUGGCGUUGCAUCCCUUCGGCUUCCUCCUUGCUGUGAGCUUUAGUGAUAGGAUUCGCCUCAUGGAAAUCCUGGCCAAAGAUCUGAAGCUCUUCUCCGAAAUCAAUAUCAAGAACGUUCACCUGCUCCGCUUCUCAAACGGUGGCCACGUUUUGGCAGCUGCACAGGCAAAGGUGAUCAUUAUCUUCAGCACACGCACCCUCAAGAAGGUGGCCACCUUGCGAGGACAUUCCAGAGAGGUGGCUUGCGUCUUCUUUGACCCCUUAGACAAAACGAUGGUCUCAGUUGGAGAGGAUGGCAAGGUCUGUGAGUGGAGCACCGAGAACUGGAGUUCGAUCAACGAGUACGGCGUGCAUGGUGAAGCCUUGGCCAUCGCAACUGCUGGUGAGGGUCGUGUAUGGGCUGGCGUUGCAGAGUCCGAACACGCAACAUUUCGCUCCUUCCGAAAUGGUGUCUACCAUCAGAACGAGGACAUCGUCUUCCACUCCUCGGAACACAUCAGCUCGAUGGACCUGUUCAGCCGACCGUCGGAGGUGUCUAUCCUUGCGGGCGACCUCGCUGGGAAUCUACUGGCCUUUUGUGGUGUCACUGGAGUUUUGAGGACUACUACGUUGGGCUUGCAUGAUGGCGGAAUCACUGCACUCCGCAUAUCCAGUGAUGGGCAUACCGUUGCAACUGCUGGAAAAGAUGGCUCCGUCUUUGUCUUGAAUGCUGAUGGCUUCACGGACUCUCAGCUGUCUGAAAGUCGUCGGCAGCCGAUGGAGGUGGUGAUGAUCAAUCGUGGUGACAUCCAACUGCGGCAGGAUGAGAUUUCAGAUCUUACAGCUCAGAUCGCCAAGCUAAAGACACAGCUGGAGGAGAACGCUGCCAGGCUUCAAGGCGAGCUUCGAGCGAGAGUUGAGGAGGCCAGACGGAAAGCGCAAGCCACAAUUCAAUCUCUUCGCAAACUAUAUGAGGAGAAGCAGCAGGCCUCGACUGUGAAGGAGAGAGAAAACUUGCGGAAGAUGAAGAUCACCGAGGCUUUACAUGUCGCGUCAGCAGAUGACGAAGAGAAGGCAUAUGACAAGCGAAUGCGAGCAGAUGCUGAUAGCUAUGUGGCUUUGCAGGCCGAACUUCGAGAAAUGGAGGCCAAAUUUGAGCAGGCAGACGAUUUGAAAAACAGAGCCGUUACCGUGUGGUUGCUAUGCUUCGGUGCUUCGGUGAGCUUGCAGAACCGGCAACAAGCUCGAUGGGAUAUGGAGCAGCAAGAAAUGAAGCAAGAGAAGGUUGUGCAGCAACGCCUCAGUGAGAAGGAUGCUAAGAUCCAGACAUUGAAAGAUUUGAUUGCCUUCACUGAGAAGCGCUUCGAUGCCAUGUUUGACCAGGAAGGUAUGGAGCAAUCCUUGGAGAUCUCAGAAAUCAAGAAGAAGAAUCAGGAGGAGUUGGAGCAGCAACACCUGGUGGAGUACAAGCUCAAGAAGGAUCAAGAUAUGUUAGUGCGAGCGCUGGACAUGAUGGAGAAGGAUCGGGAUCGGAUUGCGAUGGAACAGCGGGAAGCUGGGGUGAGCAUCAGCAACUUAAGAUCGGAGGCUGAACUCAUGAAGCGGGAGGUCCACUCCCUUAAGGUCGAACGGAAGGAGAGAGAGUCCACCCUAAGAGACAAGGAGAUGGAGAUCGGGACUCACAAAGUAAAGGUGCAAACCUUGAAGAAGUUCAAGCAAGUCCUGGAUUUCCGGUUGCGAGAGGUGACUGACUCCCUGAAGCCCAAGGAGGAUAUGAUUGCACAACUCCAUUUGCAGCUGUCCGCGCUUGAAGAGGAAUUUGAGAAGCAACUGGAGAUCCAAGCACAGAUGGAAACCGUGCUUGAGACGAAGAGCCAGCAAGUCUCGGACCUGUCUGCGGAGGUGGAGAAACAGAAAGAACUCAUCAGACAGCGGGAGCGGACCAUCUUUCGCUUCUCAGCAGAUCUCCAUGAGCUGGCAACCGGUGGUGAGGACACCCGCAACUGGCACAUUGGAAUGAAGAGGAUUUGGCGGACACACGUCAACCCAGAGAUUUUCAACCAGGAUGAGGAGCAGAGCCGCCCUAUUCAAGAGCUUGGAAGACAGAUCCAGGUCAUGGAGCGCAAGGCUGGCAUGCUGAACCUUCGUGUGCGGAGUGGUGAGACCACUUCAAAGGCCGACCGAAUUCACAAAGCUCAAGAGAACUCUCUAUUGAUUUGUGAACUGGAAGAGCUCAGAAUCGAGAAGAAGGCACUGAUGGCUCAAGCCAAGGACUUAGAGCUCAGAAUCCGUUUGCAUCAGCAAAGCGAAGAAGUCCAGGCGAAGCCAAUAGAAGCCUUGCCUAGCAGGUCUGGCUCAGAGGCGAAGUCCUCCAAGCAAGCGCUUUGCGAUUUGUUUGAGGAGGCGCCGGAAUGCCAGAGGACACCGAUGAAGGGGACAUUGAAGAAGGGCCAUCUCGUCCGGCCGUUGGGCAACACUGAGAAGAGCGGCCACAAGUCACAAGAGGAGCUUCGCUCCAAGAAACGCUUCUUGAAGCAGGUGGAGAAGACCAAGAUGCAACUGACUGAGCAGAGGAUUCGUCAGCAGCUCGUCCCAACAGAGCUGCAGAGGAUGCAGCAGCGCAAGAGCGGCGAGCCGAGUGUGGUCCUGAGCGAGUCCGGCUCCAGCUCAGCCCCUGCGGGCCCUGCACUGGCGGUGGUGCGCUUUGGCUCUCGAUUCACUCCUGGCUCUUCUGUAGAUUCUUUGCCUUAGUGCUCCUAUGCGGAUCUUUUCCUGCACCCAGAGGUAUUUCACAAGAACACAGGGGAACAUCAACCACACAUCGCCCAGAAAAGGCGCGUGGUCCUUUGUACGAAGAAAGAACCAACAAAGCCGGGUUUUGGUCCUUUGUCUUUUUUCGCGCCAUGACCGGGUCUGUUUAAUGCCCCUCCCGGCCAACAUGACCGGGCUGCUGUGGACAGCUCCGCAGCUCCGAAACCUCGGCCAAGCCGACCCGAAUUCCGAGAUGCAAAAAGAGACGGUGCGCACCGCCGGUCCCUCCGGCGUACCGCAUACCGGUGCGGGC
Durusdinium trenchii is the source of this 4511-nucleotide messenger RNA. The record is from the annotation of a GenBank genome assembly. NCBI's taxonomy places the organism in Eukaryota, Dinophyceae, Suessiales, Symbiodiniaceae.